AUGGAAACUCAGAAUAAGGAAGAAAUGAUCGAGGUAGUUCCCGAGGAACAUCCCGUGGCGAAGAAAUACGGGCAAACCUCUAUCACAGACUUUAAGAAUUUUGCCGUUCAGCUAUCAGAAUCAAAUACAGACACUUCUCCAUUGAAUGAACCUAUAUCGAGAAGAAGAUCAAAUAGAGUGCUAGUCAAGAGAAAAGUGGAAAGCGAUGAAGAACCAGAACACUCCAGAAAGAAAAGGCCUUAUAAUAGGAAAGUGGUCGCUAAGACGAAGAAGGGAAAGAAGAAUGAUAGGCCAUCCAAUACCAAUAAGGCUAAGCCGAAGAAAAGUGAUAAGGACAAUGAUAAGGAUAAGGAAAAGGCAAAGAAUGCCCAAAAAAAGUCUGCCAUCAAUGCCAACAGUGAUAAAAAAAAUAGCACAACAAGUAAAAAGGCUAAUAUGAAAAGCAAAAGCGAUGUUGAAACCAAUGGCAAACCGAAAGAAAGUGUUGCUAGCAUGAUCUCUAAGAAACAAACCGCUGACGAUUUGAAGAAAAAGGAUUCUCCCAAACCCUCCGGUGAUUUAGAAAGUCGAUCGGAUGGAAAAACAUCGAAGCCAGUUCUACCUAAGGAUGCGAUCAAGCUUUCUAAAUCUGCAUCAAAACCAGCACCUUCGUUAAGUUUAGCUGUUAACCCAAUUCUCCUCGAAAAUUGGGCACCACAAUUACCAGUCCUAUCUACUGACUUCAAGACCCAAACAUCUGUUUUUUCGAGAUUGAAGUUCCCUCAUAUGAGGAAAGCACCAUAUGCAAAGGAUCUGGUCUUUGUCAUGUCAUUCAUCAACAAAUUUCAUAAAUUUUUGCCUCAGGAACUAUGGUCUUUAUCUAUUCAAGACCUCGAAAUUGGCCUUGAUAUUUACCCAGAAAAUAUAGACGACGAACAGGAUCUUCCUCAGUAUUAUGCAGAUUAUAUUCCAGCAAGGGAAAUUAGACGCUGCCAGGAUUACUCAAAUUUACUUUAUGUUGUAUUAAUGGAGCUGACUUUGAAUCGCAAAUCGCAUAGCACAUUGCAAUCCCUGCAGACUUCAUCCAAAGCAUUCAAACUAAUAUCUGAAUUGAGACAUAAAGGGGUGGAAUUUGGAUAUCCUAGAGAAUGGAAGGUCCAGUCAACUUUAAAUGCGGAACGCACUAAAUUGUUUGAACACGAUGACACUGAAGCUGUUGAUCCUAAUCAUCCUGAGAUCUUAACCCCAAACAUUUACAAGUGGACUGAGCAAUUGAUCGUGCCCUUGGAAGAAGACCCAUUACAUAAUCCAGAUUUGGAACGACUUGGUCUUUUGGGACUAAUGCCAUCUGACAGGGUCGUAUUUUUAAGGACAUUGACGCAGUGGUGUAUUUCAUAUUCAGAGAAGAUACACACAGAGAUAUACCGUUUAUCGCAUCUAAAGAAAGACCCCUCUUUUGGUAUUCAAACCUUCCACGCUCCAAGACAUCUUGUUCAGGGCAUAGAUGCUGCUCAUCAACAUUUCAAGAAGCUAUGUACUUUGGUAAAGGAAAGAAUGGAAUUGCGUAGAUCCAAAAAGCAUGUCAAAAAACAACUUGAAAGUGGUACCCGUCAAGAUUUAUCUGCAAAGUUCGCUUUACUGGAUGAACUCAAAAAAAAUAUGAGAGAGUAUAGACAAGAGUACAACCAAGUCACAACAGAUAAGAAAAAGAAGUUUGACGCGUUAGCAGUAAGCGUGGAACGGGACUAUUCGAAAUGGUCUAAAUUGGUCUUCGAAGAAAUUCAUGAUCGGGAACCUUUGGAUGACCCCUAUGAAGAUGAAAUAUACAAAUUAAGAUGUCUCGAAUUCUUUAUUGGAAGAAUUCCCUACGUUGGAGAUUUUUACUUGCCAAGGUUGUUUACUUAUCAAUCUUCAAAAGCUAAAAAGCAUAUUCCGACUAAUUAUUGUGAUCCCAUAACAUUGUUGAAGACAUUACAACAGUUUGAAAAUGGAACAAUUACACCCUUCGAACUAUUCAGUAGGGAUGGUAAGUUGAACAGUAUGCAGUUUAAAUUGUAUUAUCAUGACACCCCUGGGUUGGUUCACGAUUUGAUGAAUGGUACCAAUACCGGAAAAGUUUACUGGUAUGAAAUGUGCCAUAACAGUUCUUCAUUGCAAGAUUUCAUCAAACUAUUGGAGUAUAAAGUGUUCAAGGAGGAAGAACCAAACAAAAAUAAAAAGACAGUCGACGAUUCGAAGGAAGCAAAUCAAAAGGACACGGUAAACGCUUCAGACAUAGGCUCAGAUAAAGAAGAACCAUCGAAUGGCCUGCCUUCGGCCGGUUUGUUGAAGAAGGACACAACAAUCACUAAAUUAGAUACAGUAGAGGGAUUUAACUGCAAUCCAUUACCAAAAGAAUACAAAUACAACAAAUCAAGAUCAAAAUUCUUGAUAUUGAAGGAAUACUUGCAGAAAAUGUCAUCACUACUACAAACCUUUGAGCAACUAAAGGUUGAGUAUGGUGAUAUCUCAACGACGGACCGGAACUUGAGAAGAUCUCAAAGGACUAAAAUUAACUAUACUGAAGCUCCACAGGAACCCUCUGACGAUGAUGAAGAGGUUGUUGCGAAUGUUGAAGAAGAGGAAGAUCAACCUGAGGAGGAAAUGGAUGAAGAGCCUGAAAUUUUCUCUGAGCACGAAGAUCACAGGAAUGACUAUGAAGAUCAUUCAGAUAAUGAUGAGGAGAUUGAAGAAGAAUAUCAAUUGGAUUCCGAAGACAACGAAGACGUUCCUAAGAAACGUGGGAGGCCUUUGAAGAAAAACUCAAAGAAUGCCGUAACACACAAAAAGCGAAAGCUCAAAUAA
This is a messenger RNA of Kluyveromyces lactis, 2823 nucleotides long. RefSeq names its product Ioc3p (gene IOC3). The transcript has a single exon. The coding region runs from base 1 to 2823 and encodes 940 amino acids. The record is from RefSeq and is a predicted model, not a curated record. NCBI's taxonomy places the organism in Eukaryota, Fungi, Ascomycota, Saccharomycetes, Saccharomycetales, Saccharomycetaceae.